This is a messenger RNA of Notothenia coriiceps (black rockcod), 1289 nucleotides long. Its product is annotated as tetratricopeptide repeat protein 7A-like. NCBI's taxonomy places the organism in Eukaryota, Metazoa, Chordata, Actinopteri, Perciformes, Nototheniidae. The transcript has 3 exons. The coding region runs from base 66 to 425 and encodes 119 amino acids. Gene Ontology annotation, molecular function: protein binding. The record is from RefSeq and is a predicted model, not a curated record. Gene Ontology annotation, biological process: protein localization to plasma membrane; phosphatidylinositol phosphate biosynthetic process. Gene Ontology annotation, cellular component: plasma membrane.
ACACACAGAAUGUUUUUGAGAAUGGAUAUACUUAGCUCCAUAUAACCUUCCAAACACACCUUCAAAUGGACAUUAUACAUUCAUGCAGUGAUCUGAUUUUUUUCCCUGGGAGCUCAGGGGAGUUGUUCAUGGCGGAUGGUCGGCUAAAAGAGGCCCAGUUCUGCAUAGCUGAGGCCAGCGCGCUAUUCCCAAGCUCGUACUCGGUGAUGCUGCAGCGGGGUCGCCUAGCCGAGCUCCGGGGCCAACUGGAAGAAGCCAAAGGCUGGUAUGACGAGGCCCUGGCCCUCCAUCCCACAGGAGAACGCAUACUUGUGCACAUGAUCCUCUCUAUUAUUUCCGCACUAGAAGAUCCUCUCUCACCCACUCCCACCCACUCCCUCGUCCAGUCUGUCUUGCCGAUGGUCGUCUGGAUGAACCUCAGCUGAUCUGACCUUUGAACUCUCUCUGUUGUCAUGGUGAACCGAUCGGAGAGGGUUAUUCCCCUAAAUCCGAGACUCACACCGCCCGACACAGAAUAUCUGUUGUUGCCAUAGUGACCAUAGAUGUGCCGGUUGAUAUAUAUUUUCAACUUAGGUGCUAGCCACCUUGUGACCACAUAAGGCUAAUGCUUUUGCUCCCACAGCACUGUGCACUUUAGUGUGUGUGUAUUUGCAGUCCCAUUGGGGUAGACAGAGGUACGCUCCUCUUCCAUAUUUGGCCUGUGGGAGGAGAACCAAUCCCUGGGGGUGUAAAGUUGAAACAAAGCCAGCUGGCAGUGUCCUACUCUGGGUCUCUUACAGGGCAGAUGUGUUCUCUGAAAAGUGUGAGUGUGUGUUUGCGCGCAUGUGUUUGUGUCUUCCUCCAUGGAUUUGGCGCACAUGUGGACUGUUUUGGACUUUUUUUUGUAUGCAUGUUCUUGGAUUAAGGCACGUUGUAGUACGCAGAAAUAAAAACGCUGCUAUCUAGAUAUAUUGUGGAUUAUGUAUUACACACUUAUCGGCCAGUGUGCUAAAUACAUACAUUUUUGCUUUGUGUUGGACCUUAAGUGGGGCAGUGUGUGGGACAUUUUAUGUGUAGCACUACCCAUCGUUCUGGCUUGCAUCAGAAUAAAGCCUUCACAUGCUGCUACAUACUCUGCAGCUCUGGAUUCAUGCAUUUAUUUUUACACUGUAUCUGCUGUGGACACUUUGUGUGCCGAUGGCCCAUUUAUCCUGCUGUGCCUUGAGGGGAAAUCUGAUGAUGUUCUUAGUUGAUAUUCUUACACUUGAGCUAUUAUUCUGCAAAAGUACAUACUGUUCUUUCCUUGAAUG